Messenger RNA from Salvelinus sp. IW2-2015, 1460 nucleotides. Its product is annotated as globoside alpha-1,3-N-acetylgalactosaminyltransferase 1-like. Gene Ontology annotation, biological process: carbohydrate metabolic process. Lineage: Eukaryota; Metazoa; Chordata; Actinopteri; Salmoniformes; Salmonidae. The record is from RefSeq and is a predicted model, not a curated record. Gene Ontology annotation, molecular function: hexosyltransferase activity. Gene Ontology annotation, cellular component: vesicle; Golgi apparatus; membrane.
UGCCAAGCCAUAUGUUCUUUUGUCAUUGCUGGAACAGUCUUGCUUCUGGGGUAUUUCUACUUCAGCUUCUUCUCUGAAAGACUCAACAGAGAUAUCCCAAUUGAUGAAGACCAGAAGAGCACCAGCCUGAAUCGACUCAUGUUAAGGAGCAGAGUACGGAACAUGGUCUCUCCUGAAAAGCUAUUGUACAAGCAGCCCAGUGUCUUGGUGGGACGUACUGAUGUGGUGGCAGUGACCCCAUGGUUGGCGCCCAUCGUCUGGGAAGGCACCUUUGACCCUGUGCUUGUCGACAAUAUCUACAAGCCCAUGAACCUCACCAUAGCAACCACAGUGUUUGCCAUUGGAAAAUACGUCAGAUUUCUCCAAGAUUUUCUGGAGACAGCAGAGAAGCACUUCAUGGUCGGCUUCCACGUGCGCUACUAUGUUUUCACUGAUCGUCCCCACGAUGUUCCUUCAGUGAACCUGUCUCGGGGGAGACAUUUGAGUGUGAUCCAGGUCCCGGGUUCCAACCGCUGGCAGGAGAUAUCAGCCCGGAGGAUGGAGUUCAUCCAGACCACCAUCGAACGUCAGAUCAGAAGGGAGGCCGACUACAUCUUCUGUCUSGACGUAGACAGCAAGUUCCACGCUCGCUGGGGGGGCGAGUCUCUUGGAAGGCUGGUUGCUGUGAUACACCCAGGCUACUACGAGCAGACGCGUGACCGUUUCCCGUACGAACGGCGUCCAGCCUCGACUGCCUACAUCCCUAUGGAUGAGGGAGACUACUACUAUGGCGGGGCUAUGAUCGGAGGGUUCGUGGAGGAUGUGUACACACUAACAAAGGUGUGUCGGACCCGGUUUGAGGAGGAUGCGGGGAAUUCCAUCGAGGCUGCCUGGCAGGAGGAGAGCCACCUCAACAGGUACCUGCUCGACAAUAAGCCCAGCAAGGUGUUGUCUCCAGAGUACCUGUGGCAGGACUUCAAGGCAAAAACCAAAGAGGUCAAAGUCAUUCGCUUUUCAGGGGUCAUUAAAAACUAUGCUGAARUUCGUCCCAAUGUAUAAAACAAGGAAGUGGCUAUUCGACCCGGCAGAAGAAAAAAUGUAUUUAGUCAUAGCGGUAAAAUUAAUUGAGGUUAGGUUUAGGAACGAGGGUUAAGUUAAGUUUAGGUAUAGUUUGACUGGGGUUAAGGUUAGGGAAAGGCAUAAUAACAAUAAUUUGGAGGGUGCUUGUAUAUUUGUCACCUGUGGAUGUUUCUUGUACAAAUGUGUAAUGGAAAUGURUUUCUUGCAUAUCACAACUCUUGAGAGUGGGGUCACGGGCCAGGGUCACCAUUGUUCGUUUUUGAGUUAUAAGAACAUGUUUUUUAAAUUUUGUAUCUUAUAUUUCGUUCUGUAUUCUGUAGCCUAUCUAUUUUGCAUGUUGAUUACUGUGAGGAGGGAAUGAGUAAAUAAAUAAAUAUGUAAAACAUUUAACACAAUAGCAG